Molecule: messenger RNA, 456 nt
Organism: Ceutorhynchus assimilis (cabbage seed weevil)
Lineage: Eukaryota; Metazoa; Arthropoda; Insecta; Coleoptera; Curculionidae
Source: the annotation of a GenBank genome assembly
AUGCCAACACAAAAAAUUUUCACCAACCAACAAGUUUUUGGCUCGCCCAAAAAUGUUUGGAAACCAAACCCUCAAGCGGCCCAAAAUUUUCCAAAACCAGUACCAAUGAGUGGCAUAUCUAAUUUGCAAAAACCAGUACCAAUGAGUGGCAUAUCUCACGGUACCAACAGAUUCAAUAACCAAAAUUUCCAACUACAUAAUGUAGAAAAUGCACCCUAUUAUCUAAUUCCAAAUCCUCACUACGCCGAAAAUUAUAAUAAUUAUUAUGAUUAUCAAGGCUAUGGUGAUGGUAGUAACGACAAUAAUUAUUCAAUGCAAAACGAUCAGGUUGACUCCCAAGAUUUUUACAAUGACCCAAGUAACGGUCAAACCGAAACCAAUGAACCUGAAAAUUAUGAUCAAACUCCCAUUGAACAAAAUUUUCAAGAGGCGGAGCCUCCCGCCGAGAUGCCGUAG